CCCCCGCGUCAAAGAAUGGGGACCGUAACGAGCAGGCCUGCGGCUUGGGCUCCGAAACCAUCGAGCGCCAAACGCAGCCUUGCGCCGAACAGAGCGGCCGCCCACCGGCUAGGCCCAGCCUUGUGCAGGAGCUGGCCGCCCGCACGGGCUGCGCGGUGUCGGCCAGCGGGUCCGAGUCCGGCGCCUCGCCCUCGUCGAGCACGGGCGACGUGCCGCCUUUCGCGCCGGCGCCUUCGCCCGCGGGCUCGGCGCCUCCGUGCUCGUCGUACCUGCUCCAGCAGCUGGCCUCCAGCUGCUCCUUCCCCAACUCGCUGGACGGCGUCCAGAGCACGUGCCACAGCUCGCCCUGCGGCGGACCGGCGUCGUCCGCGGUGCAGCUCCGUUCGUCGCCGUCGGCGGCCGCCUCCUUCUUCGCCAGGGCAGCACAGCGGCUGAACCUGUCUUCGAAGCGACGUCGACGUCAUGGCGGCGGGUCGGCGACGGCCGACGGUUCCCAGUCGGCCGCGGAUGGUCCGGUGUUCGUGACCCGCUACGCGGAACUCCUGCGCGAUUCGCCGCCCGCCGUGCCCCCCGCACUGCUACGGGGCCUCAGCCGCAAGGACACCGGCCUCGGAAAGGUGAAAGUAAUGCUUCGAGUGUGCCCUGCUGCAUCAACCGUUGGCGAGGGCUCGUCGUCCUGCUCGACGCCGUCGCAUUCUCCGGCACACGAACCUGGAGCCACGGUCGGCGGCCCCUCCAGCUUCCUCCAACUGGAUUCGCGCAAGAAACAGGUGACAUUGUACGACCCUGCCGUAAGCGGCAGCUGCGGUGGCGGCGCUGACAGGGCGUCCUCGGGCGACGAGGCGACCACUCCGAGCUCUCCAUCCUCCGCGCCCGCCCGACUGACAGGCGUAGCGGCACCAAAGAUGUUCGCCUUCGACGCCGUCUUCUCGCAGGAUGCAACACAGGCGGAGGUCUGCUCCAGCGCCCUCACAGAGCUGGUGCAGGCAGUCGUGAACGGAACGGACGCCUGCCUCUUCGUCUACGGACCGGCCGGACUCGGCAAGACGUGGACGAUGCUGGGCAGCGGCUCGGCGCAGGAGCUGGGCGCCGUCCCGUGCGCGGUGUCCUGGCUCUUCCGGCUCAUCGACGAGCACAAGCAGCGCACGGGCGCCCGCUUCUCGGUGCGCGUCUCGGCCGUCCAGGUGGCCGGACGCUCCGAACACCUGCGGGACCUGCUCGCCGAACAGGCCAACGGCACCGAGGGUUCCGGCACGGCGCCGGGCCUGUACCUCCGGGACGACCCCAUUUUGGGAACCAAGCUGAUGAACUACAGCGAGCUGCGCGCCCCCACGGCCGAGAAGGCGGCCUUCCUAUUGGACGCCGCCGUGGCCGCUGCGGCGGCAGCCAAUCAGAGGUACGAGUCCGAGAGCCGGAACCGUCACUUCCUGUUCACGCUACACGUCUACCAGUACCGGGUGGACAAGAGUGGGAGAGGAGGAGUGGCCGGAGGACGCAGCCGGUUGCACCUGUUCGACCUGGGCAGCUGCGAGCGGGGAACCAAGGCUGGCGGGCCUCUCAGCCUGUCCGCUCUGGGAAACGUCAUCCUGGCACUGUUCAACGCCCAGAAGAGGCUGCCCUUCCGGGAGUCCAAGGUGACGCAGCUGCUGAAGGAGGCCCUGGGCAGCGUCACGUGUCGGGCCGCCAUGAUCGCCCACGUGUCCCCGCUGGCGGCGAACUACGCCGAGACGCUGGCCACGAUACAGCUGGCGUCCAGGGUGCACCGCAUGAGACGCAAGAAGCUAAAGUACGGCUCGACCAUGACCAGCGCCGCGGCGGACGGCGUGGACGGCGUGUGCCGGCCCUUCAUGCGGACCCAGGCACUGAACGAGGAAGGCUCGUCGGGCCCGCGGUCCGGCAGCUCGGACCCGGAGUACACGUCGAGCAGCGAGCAGUCGUGCGACACGGUCAUCUACGUGGGCCGCCACCAGGACUUCACGGACAACGAGGGCCCGCCGCCCGCGCUCGAGGCGGUGCUGUCGGCGCCCACGCCCCAAAACUCGCCCGCCAGGACCGCGACGGCCAAGCCUCCGGAGUCCCCCGCGCGACACGGUGCCAGUGCCUUAGGACCGGCGGUCGCCAGGCCGGAGACGUCGGCGACCUCAAAGUGCGCCGCAGCGAACCGCGAUGCCUGCUCGUCUCCCAGCGCCGCAGAGAGCCACGGCAAGGCGCAUCACACGCUGAAGAAAAGCCACCGCGGCGGCGGAGCCUCCGCCAAGGAUCCGCCUAUGACGUCAGCGUCAACGGCGAGCCAGGACGCAGCGGCGGCGUCGGCCGCCGGUGGCGCUAGGCGCGCCAGCGACGAGCUCUGGAUCGACGGUCCGCGCUUCUCGAAGCCCCGCUUCGACUCGCGCACCCUGGAGCAGCUGCAGAAGGAGCAGUGGGUCGACGGCCCCGCGGUGGCCGCCGCCGUGUACGGCUACAUGGACGACCACAAGAAGAACAUGGUCGAGCGCUGGGUGCAGGAGCACUCGCGCUACUCGCAGAGCCCCAAGGGCGCCAAGAAGCACCGGCCGGCCUCGUCCAGCAGGACCGAAGCCGAGCCAAGUCCUAAGUCGACGCCAGAGCACAGAAAGACGAGGACACACCACGAGCACCACUCGAAGAGGAGGACCUCGCCGGAGAGGUGUCACGUGAACGGCGGAGCCUCCAAGGAACACCACGAGCGUAGGACCGCGCACGACGCUUCCUCGUCGGAGCAGCACGCCAAGUCGUCCAAGUGCACCCCCACCAAGAGAGACCAGGGUCAGAACACGACACGAGAGGAGGUCGCCACCUGCCAGGACGUCCACAUGACGCCCGCCGAAGAGGAACAGCCAGAGUCGCCCGUGCAGAUGCAGGACUGCUGCCUGCAGGUCACCGAAGAAGACAUCCUCGCCGCGACGUCUGGCUGGACCACGGCCAAAGACGAGAACCCGCUGCCCGAAGUGGACCAGGGAAGCAGCAAGAACGGAGCUGGCGGCGGAAGUCAGGAGAGCCAUCCGCUCCGUGUACUAAGCGACGACGGCCUCAACUUACCGUCCUCCUUCACGGACUCCAGGUCCGUAAGCGUGGACCUCAACCACGUCGUCGGCGACGACGCCGAGAUCUUGGGACACGUCUACGGGGGCCUGACCUGGAAGCUCCUGCAGGGCACCUUGCUUCAGCGUCGCCGGGAGCGUCAUCAGAGGCUCUACGGAGACGACAUGAGUGUCGGCGUCAAGGGAGACGUGCUCACCGAGAAGUUGGAGCGCAUCGCCAGGCUCCGAAAGUUGACGUCGCCAUACUUCGACAACAACAACGAGCGGAUACCGUCCCUGCUCAUAAUGCGCAGCGGAACAUCCAGCCCCACGGGAGGCCGCUACGGCAGCCUUCCGAACCGGAAGCAGCGGAAGGACCUGUGCGACGACCACGACGGCUCCACGGACGACGGCAGCAACAGUGACUGCGCGGACGUCACCAGCACCAAAAGCGAACCGGCCGACUUGGACGCGGACAGGUACGACAUCCAGAGGUUGAACAUCAAGCCCAUGAACGGUCUAAAAUUGGAAGCCUUCUACAACCGCAUCCAGAAGUCAAACUCUUCGCUCGCCGAGAGUCAGGACCUGUCACCGCCCAAGCUGUCGCCCCAGGGCGACACACUUUUCCAGUCGUACUCGGAAAAGCUCGAUCUCCUAGCAAAGGACUUCGGCGUGUUCCCGGGUGCGCAAGAUCCUCCGGUAAUAGACGUGCAGCCUCACAGACUGUUCCCGCUGCUUAACGCGAACGGCGAGGCUGAUGGGCUCCCAGCAAACCAAAAAGUUCCUCCUCAAAGCACAGAUGCUCCGACGGACUCCCCACCAGAGGCUUCGGGGGACUGUGCUUCGCCGGCUGCUUGCUCCUUCGCCAGGCAGCUAAGGCGGCUAAGCAGCGGAGGACCGAGCGAAGACGUCGCCGCGAGGUUAGCGCAGAGCGGCGACCACGCCCCGAGCCAACACCACGUGGAGAAGUCCGCCUCUAAGCCUAACAGGGUACUAACUAAUGGCGCUCGCACGACUCCCUCAACACAGCAGCAGCAGCAACAACAACAACAACAGCAGCAGCAGCAGCCCGUCAAAACGGAACACUCGUCUCCCAAGAGAGCGAUCGCGCCCGGCUCGAAACCACAGCGCAAACUCAGCUCCGGAACUGUUCCAGUUCCAGCGACAGUGGCUGUGACCUCGGCGCACAAGAUUCACAUGUCACCGUCGCGAGCAGCCGCCAGCCCGACGAACAGCGCUUGUGGCACUCUCACGGGCUGCUGCAGCCCGACCAGGAGCCGAGUGAGCGCCAAGAACGGCCGCGUUCCGACCGCCGCACCGGCGGCUGUGAUCACCAAGGCACCGUGCAGCAACGGCAAGCACUGCGAUCCGACAAGGCUCGCCAAGAAACCGCAGCACGGUAGCAAACAGCUGCCAGCGGCAGCCACCACGUCGACCGCCGCCGACGGUGGCGACCCCACCUGCGCAGCCAACAACCCGCUCUGCCGCAGCGUGUCGACUCCUACCACGCCCUGUAGCGCGACGGACUCGAAGGCGGCCAUCCAGCGGGCGGAGACGGUGGACUCGGGCGCACUGCCGUCCCCGUACGCCACGGUGACGCAGGCGAGGCCCACGAUACGCAAGUCGAGCAGCGGCCACGGCAGCAGCGACUCGAGCAGCUUCAAGGGCGUCAUGAAGACAGUGCAGGUGGUACAGUGCUCGGGCACGAGCAGCGGGUACGAGAGCAUUAUCCUGCGCGACAGCACUCCGGCCUCCAGCCAGGACUCCGGCAGCGAGCGAGGGAACAAGGAUGCGCGCGGCCGCAAGGGCUCCCGCAAGGCAGCGCAAGUGCAGGCGGAGGAGUCGGCGGCAGGAGCCGAUCGGCGCCGGGCCGAAGCCCACCCGAGAGCCCACCCGUGCGAAGGCGCCAGCACAUGCCUGGACUUGGCAGGCACGUGCAGCGCUGGCACCAGCAGCACGGGCACGAGCUGCGCGGAGGAGCUGCCGGGGGGCAGCCCGAAGACGAAGUGGGCUGUGCUGGCCUUUUGUGCUGCAGGCUUCUGGACUUCUACUAGGCGCCGCAGCGGCAGCAUAGGCAGAGGCAGGGGCAGCAGAGCCCCCUCGUAGCUGGACAAAGUGGCCUGUGUGUGUUCGCUGUGUGCGACUGUGCGCGGGAGACUCUUCGACCCGCAAUAACUUCGUGCUGACUGUGGCUUUCUUUCUCCCUUCUCGAAAGGCAGUGUUUUUACCACAGCAUGCAGACGAGUGUCAUGGUGCGCAUGGAAGAGAGCCUGCUUGGCAACUUUCGAUGACAAUAACAGAUAGCAUUAGCAUAGCCGAGACAUGGCAGCACAAUAAAUGUAAAUACAUGCACCGGAGUGUAUGCUAGCACGUAGAACGCGAGCAACCCCGCCGGUGGCGACAUCGGGUGGCAAUGUGAUCAGUCAGAACGCGUAAGCAUAGCCUCCGAUAAGGAAAGCGGCCGCCCGCCAUCAGACCUCGAGGAUAAUGGCGUUAGAAACACUACUUGCGUUACAUCAUCGGUUCGAAAAACAAAAAAUGAAAGUCACAUAUACCUCCUCGAAAAUAGCGCUGCUGCUGACGCCUUUACACCACCACAUAAGUAAACUAAGUACAAUGGAGUCAUUGCAAUAACGGUUUUCCGUGCUUCUUUUUAAACAUCGUGCCGUAAGAUGUCACCAGAAGCGUUGCUCCUCGCGUCUACAUCUUCGGGUCUGCGUCUACAAUGUGCUGUCAUUGUUAUUGAGUGAGAAACCGUUCGGAAGAGGCAUUGAGCAUUGAAGCUGUAUAUCUUCAGACAUCAAGCUGAGCACUGGUCUUUGCCCUCGCCCAAGACAGCCUUCACACAACCAGGAUGACGUUCACGUCACGUCACAGAGCGCGGUCGUUACUUCUGCUGGGUUUCGUAAAGCAACAAGUAAUUCUAUACAAGUUCGAGAGGAAUGCGUUUUGCGGAAAGACAUGAGUGAUUUAGCAUAGCGUUACCGUCUAACGUCGAGCGUAGGACAGAGUAUUAGCGAUGUUUGUCAUUAUUAUCGAAAUAAGCAGUUUGGUUUGGCGUUGUAAGGCCUAAGACAAGAUGCCGCUAUGCCUCGGAAGUGUUCUGGUUUCCACGUACCAGGUGGGCGCCGCGGAAUUCAGCGUUGAUUUGUGUAUGAUUAGUUACCUCUUGACCAGAGGACCGCCAUAUUUUGGCUCCGUGUUGCUUACUUUUGGACGCGUCGUCCUGGAAGACUUGCGGUCAGCUAAUAGCAAUUACCGAGAAUCCUGUAAACUCCUCACAUGAGCAGUCCUGUUAGGUGGUGACGGUAUGGCUGUACUACUAUGUUAAAACACUCGUGUUUCUCGUCAUGCUAGCAAUCCGAAACCACCGCACUGACGGCCUGUCCAAGGAAGCAACUCAUGACAGAACAAAGGUGCCUAAACCAAAACUACUAAAUAUCGAGAAAAAAAAUCGCCAGGAUGAACACAAUAGGACCUGAAAUGUCUGACUACAGUUCAAGCGAUAGGAUAGCAGCCAGUCGCGAAUGGUAUAUCAAGACGCUAAAACAAGUCAGUUUUAGCCGAGUCAUGGCAGCUAGUUUAUCCAUGGUCACAAUGCCAGGAUAGGUCCCGAAACUGCCAUGAUUCUUUCUUUUUCUUUUCUUUAGUGAUGACAAGACAGAGCUGGCACUAUUUCUGGAAUCAGCGUAACAUAUGGAGGUCUCUUGAGCCUGAAAUAUAUUUUAAUAGAAAUAACUGAAAAAAUUAUGUUUACGUUUACCAUUAGCCAAGAGCCCGCGUAAGACAAAUCGUUAUGUAGGGAAUUCUUUUCCUUAACUAAAAGACACUUCGAACAUGACGCAGGUGGUUAGAAAAAGUGUGAUAAAUACGAAACAUACCAAAUUUACUGGAACAUAGCGCUGCGCUUAACACAAAUUUACAGUAUUUUCCGUAAAGUGCAGAGGUUAUCUUUAAAUCAAGAUGCUUGCUUCUUGAAACACUCCCACGCUCGUGUAUUUAUUAAUUGGUUGCUACAGUUGUCUAUAUAUAAGGUUAAGUUUCUGGUCUUGUUCUUUUUUUUUUUUUGUCCAGCUGCGUCUGAAGGUUUAUUCUGUGUCGUCACAACAGAACAGUAUUGCUCACGCCAUCCCCUAAUAGUGGGUUUUCAUUACAAGCCACAGCUCAUUACAUACACUCCAUUACAUAAAAGCUAUAGCUCGGCAGAAGUAAAAGACACGAUUCUAUAAAAAAAAGCAAUUUCGUCUGUUCGCCAUCCACUUAAACAGGAGGUGCCAGGAGGUGCCAGACGCUGCGAGCACUCAAAAAGUGCGCUAACAGUACUUGUUGCUGUGCUGGAUGUUUCAUACUUGUUCCGGUGUGACAGGACGCGAAACAAUGUGAAGUAAGGCCAGACGCUCUUUACUGUCCUGGUCUUACUCCACAUCGCUUCGAGUCCUACUACAGCACAAAAAGUGAGGUAACUUUCUUCAUUAAUCCGACUUCAAGAAGUGGUCCAGGGCGCAUCGAUGUCCUCCUCGCAAGCUGCUCCGUAGGAGGUCCGGCGCGUAGCGUCACCUACAAUAUCAUCUCUCCUACUGGAAUCAGCAUCAGCACCAGCAGACGACAGACUUGGCCCGAGCGUCGUCUGCAAGAACCUGACACCUGCGGCAACGCAGUAAAGGGUUCACUUCCACACCCGUACCAUGAUCUCCAGAACGAGCCAAGCCAAGAAAAGCAACGUGCCACUUUUUCCACAGCCGACGUCGGAUAAAACGAACUCCGUCAGUGACGACCCGCGCGGACUGAUAUUGCUCGGAAAUGUGCACGCUUGUGUUCUGUAUACAGUUCGUCUGCCUACUAGUUUUGUACACCACGUGUGUUGUUCCAUAGCGUUCAGAACCAGUAAAGGUAAAACACAUCUCUUUGUACACACGCUUCUUCGAGUCCUCCCAGAGAAAAGAAGAAACCUUUUGGACACGCGUCGUCGAGCGUGUAAGCGUGGACUGUGCGCCAUCUUGCGCGAGGAGGAUCUUAAUAAUAUCAAAAACACAAACACAAGCGGGUGCGUGAUGAAUGUGUACCCCGCUCUGUUGUUCAUUUGUACGUGUUAUAUUAAAAAGUGUUAUUUUUA
This is a messenger RNA of Dermacentor andersoni, 8151 nucleotides long. RefSeq lists its product as uncharacterized. NCBI's taxonomy places the organism in Eukaryota, Metazoa, Arthropoda, Arachnida, Ixodida, Ixodidae. Gene Ontology annotation, biological process: microtubule-based movement. The record is from RefSeq and is a predicted model, not a curated record. Gene Ontology annotation, molecular function: ATP binding; microtubule binding; microtubule motor activity.